AUGUACAAGUUCUGCCAAGCUGUGAUCGAGGUGUUUGGUCCGGAGUACUUGAGGCAGCCAACUGCCGCUGAUACAGAGAGAUUGUUGGCGACCAACGCAGCUAGAGGCUUUCCAGGCAUGCUUGGCAGCAUAGAUUGUUCUCACAAUGAUAUCAACGUGCUGCAACGUUCUCCAGUUUUCGCAAGGCUUGCAGAAGGCCACUCCCCACCUGUCAACUUUGAGAUCAAGGGCCACCAGUACAACAAGGGAUACUAUCUAGCUGAUGGUAUAUAUCCUCAGUGGACAACUUUUGUGAAGACAAUCUCGAACCCCCAAGGGAAGCUUUGGGAGGUGAUGACUGCUUGUGUGAUCAUGCACAACAUGAUCGUCGAGGACGAGCGUGAUGAUAGUAUCUUCGACCAAGGACUUGAUUAUCAAGGUGAAAAUGUUGAGCCCCUACACCAAGAACCGGCCAUGUUUGAACAGUUUGUCCAAUUCCAUCGUGACCUGCGUGAUUGGCACACUCAUUUGGAUCUUUAA
Messenger RNA from Aegilops tauschii subsp. strangulata, 519 nucleotides. RefSeq lists its product as uncharacterized. The record is from RefSeq and is a predicted model, not a curated record. Lineage: Eukaryota; Viridiplantae; Streptophyta; Magnoliopsida; Poales; Poaceae.